Molecule: messenger RNA, 2106 nt
Organism: Pipistrellus nathusii (Nathusius's pipistrelle)
Lineage: Eukaryota; Metazoa; Chordata; Mammalia; Chiroptera; Vespertilionidae
Source: the annotation of a GenBank genome assembly
AUGUGUUGCUCACCAGGGAUGGACAAAUUGCCAACAAUGUGGUGCAUUGUCCUGUUUUCCAUUUUGCCAUGGGUUUAUGCCGAGCCUACUAUGUAUGGGGAGAUACUGUCCCCAAACUAUCCUCAGGCAUACCCCAAUGAGGCAGAGAAAACUUGGGAUAUAGAAGUUCCUGAAGGGUACGGGAUCCAUCUCUACUUCACCCAUCUGGACAUAGAGCUGUCAGAGAAUUGUGAUUAUGACUCGGUGCAGAUAAUAUCAGGAGGCGUUGAAGAAGGGAAAGUCUGCGGAAAGAGGACCAGUAAGAAUCCCAACUCCCCAAUCGUGGAAGAGUUCCAAGUCUCAUCUAAUCAAAUCCAGGUGAUCUUUAAGUCGGACUUCUCCAAUGAAGAGCGUUUCACUGGGUUUGCUGCAUACUAUGUUGCCAUAGAUAUCAAUGAGUGCACAGACUUUUCAGAUGCCCCUUGUAGCCACUUCUGCAACAACUUCAUUGGUGGUUACUUCUGCUCCUGUCCCCCAGAAUACUUCCUCCAUGAUGAUAUGAAAAAUUGUGGAGUUAAUUGCAGUGGGAAUGUGUUCACUGAACUGAUUGGGGAGAUCACAAGUCCCAAUUAUCCUAAUCCAUACCCAGAGAAUUCAAGGUGUGAAUAUCAGAUCCUGUUGGAGCAGGGUUUCCAAGUGGUGGUGACUUUGCGGAGAGAAGAUUUUGAUGUGGAACCAGCUGAUUCAGAGGGCAACUGCGUUGACAGUUUAGUUUUUGUAGCAAGAGACCAGCAAUUUGGUCCUUACUGUGGAAAUGGAUUCCCUGGGCCACUAAAUAUUGAGACCAAUAGUAAUGCUCUUGAUAUCAUCUUUCAAACUGACCAAACAGGACAGCAAAAGGGCUGGAAACUUCGUUAUCGUGGAGAUCCAAUCCCCUGUGCUAAAGAAUUCACUGCCAAUUCUGUUUGGGAGCCACAGAAGGAAAAAUAUGUAUUCAAAGAUGUGGUGAUGAUAACCUGUCUGGAGGGGUUCGAAGUUGUACAGGAAAGUGAUAGCUUGAGAUAUUUCUAUUCUACUUGUCAAAGCAAUGGAAAGUGGAGUAAUUCCAAACUGAAGUGUGAACCUGUGAACUGUGGCUCUCCUGACCCCAUUCAGAAUGGUAAAGUUGAAGAACCAGAAGAUACUAUAUUUGGUUCCGUUGCUCGCUACACUUGUGAUGAGCCAUAUUACUACAUGCAGAAUGAAGAAAAUGGGGAGUACCACUGUGCUGGAAACGGAAGCUGGGUGAAUGAUGUGCUGGGCACAGAGCUGCCACAAUGUGUUCCAGUCUGUGGAGUUCCCAGUGUGCCCUUUGUAGGAACACAGAGGAUAUUUGGAGGAUCUCCUGCAGAUAUCAGAAGUUUCCCUUGGCAAGUCUAUUUUGCAAACCCACGGGCUGGUGGGGCUCUCAUUGAUGAGUAUUGGGUGCUGACAGCUGCCCAUGUCGUGGAGAAAAAUCGGAAUCCAGAAAUGUAUGUUGGGACUACCUUAGUGAAUUAUGACAAACGGAAAAAUUCCCAGAUGCUCAUUCCUGAACGUGUGAUUAUUCAUCCGGAUUGGACCUUCCUAGACGACCCGGACACACGGAGGGAUUUUAACCAUGACAUUGCGCUGAUACGGCUUAAAGACCCAGUGAAAAUGGGACCCACUGUGUCCCUUAUCUGCCUGCCAGGCAAAUCCUCAGCAUACGACCCCUCAAUGGGAACCGUGGGACUGAUUUCAGGCUGGGGCAGAACGAAAGAUAGAAAUUAUGUUCUAAAGCUCCAAGGGGCAAAGAUACCCAUUACUCCUUUACAAAAGUGCCAGGAGGUGAAGGUAACAAAUCCAAAACUGGAUCUAAAAAGCUAUGUUUUCACUGACAACAUGAUCUGUGCUGGAGGAGAGAAAGGUGUUGAUAGCUGUGAAGGGGACAGUGGGGGGGCCCUUGUUCUACCGGUCCCCAAUGAAAAUAAUUCCAAAUUCUAUGUAGCUGGCUUGGUGUCCUGGGGCCCCCAAUGUGGGACCUAUGGGAUCUAUACACGAGUGAAGAACUACAUUGACUGGAUAACGAAGACUAUGCGGGAAAAUAGUACCCCCAGUCUGGACUGA